Pocillopora damicornis (cauliflower coral) is the source of this 3423-nucleotide messenger RNA. RefSeq names its product E3 ubiquitin-protein ligase RNF123. The record is from RefSeq and is a predicted model, not a curated record. Gene Ontology annotation, molecular function: ubiquitin-protein transferase activity; protein binding. Gene Ontology annotation, cellular component: cytoplasm. Lineage: Eukaryota; Metazoa; Cnidaria; Anthozoa; Scleractinia; Pocilloporidae.
AUCUUGGAAUUUUGUGGAGAUCGUAACGCUUAUUAUGGAUGUUGAUCAAUUCUUGUCAACUGUGUUUCCGUCGAAAAGAGAUGAAGACAUCGCAACUCCCAGACGAUUGUUGGAAUAUGGGACACUUCAGGAUCAUAUCGAAGAAAUCCUUGCAAAGUAUGAUGAAGAAACUAAACCAGGCAAGUGGAUGUAUGAAAUAUUGCUAGGCUCCAAAGGAAUUAUGCAGUUAGGUUGGGCAACGUUGCAAUGCAAAUUCACCAAUGAGGAAGGUGUUGGUGAUACAAAUGACUCCUUUGCUUAUGAUGGACACCGUGUCAGAAAAUGGAAUGUCUCCACAGCAAAAUAUGGGGAGGAAUGGAUGGCAGGUGAUGUGGUGGGAUGCUUUAUUGAUUUAGAUCAAGGUGUUAUCUCAUACAGUAGGAAUGGACACUUUUUGGGUGUGGCAUUUGAUAAUGUUCAAUAUGGUCCAGGGCUGGCGUACUUCCCUGCCGCCAGUUUAUCAUACGGAGAGUCCUGCCACAUGAAUUUUGGGUCAGCUCCGUUUAAAUUUCCCAUAGAAGGUUAUAAGCCUCUUCAGGACCCGCCAAUCUCUGAUGUGGCUAAAGCUACAGAAUUGGUUUCAUGUUUGGACAGACUCUUACCAGCUCCGGACAGAGUUCCUUGUUUGCCGCCGGCUCUUCAUGGUCGUUCAGAUACUUUGACGCUGCUAACUACUGCGCAUGUCUUCGAGAAACUGGGACCUCUUCUGACUGGAGGCUACGUGGUUGAAGAAGUUCUCCUUCCGUUCUUACUCAAGUCUUGUGUGGGAUGUAAUCCUGUGGAACAUCGACUGGGUGUUCAUAAGAUUCUUGAUAUGAUGUGGGUCUGUAUGGAGGAAUUUGAACUGGUGCCUUCUCUGAGUCACUUGCUAAAUGCUCUGAUCAAGUAUUACUGGUUUCAACCGGUUACCAUGGAUUUUAGGCGACAGGUGCAGUGCCUGACCUUGGUUCUUUCUAUACUCAAACACGAGAAAACACGAAGAUUGUGGAUCGCUUGUAAAAGCUUUCCUCAGAAGUUUAGUUACUUUAUGCAUAUCAAGCCUCCAGAUGACAAAGUCCUUCAGUCUUCCUUUCCAUCGGUGUGGUGGGAAAGCGACGAUGAGUCAUCGAAGCCGAGUGAGGCGUCAAAAACUGAGUAUACCACUGCCUGCAAUAAACUCAAGAACAAAGUCCAAGUGCUCGAGAAUAUUCAGGUAGAAAUUUGCAAGAUUUUGUUAAAAGGCGAUGAUCGACCGACGCAGGACUCCAAACCUACAAGGCUGCUAUUCCUCGAAAAGUUUAGAAAAUUCCUGCAGGAAAAUAUGAUGACCAUUAUGCUUCAACCGUCCAGCGCAUGUGCGGGACCAGUUAUCACGUGUUUCUAUCAUCGACUGGUGCAAGCAGUCCGCUGGCAUUGGGAGCAGUGGGCUCAAGAGAAGGAUUCGCCUAUAAAAAGUAAAGAUGCAUACGUUCCAAACCAUGUUUUCCAUGACGACGGAGUUCAUUUCUGGGACCUACCAAGGGUGGGUGGUGUUUUGUCUCAUCUCAAGAAAGCCUACCACGACGCCAUCGAAAAGUCAGCAAACAAAGAGGAGUCCAGUGAGGGGGACGAAUCACCCAUCUCCUGUGAAGAUCGUAACCUUGAGCCUUCAUUGGUGGAAAUGUUGGAUGGCGUCAUCAUGCUUUACCAUAUUGCUGUACACAAGCAAUUGUCUAAGGUGAGAGCCGUACGGGAAAACAUGAAGCAGAACAUCAAAGCUCUUGAAGAAACGAUGGCAAAAAUCAGACGCUGUGAACAGGAGAGAACUGACGUGCUAGCAGAACUGGAAAGAUCGAAGACAGUCUUCCUUCAAGAAACCACCCACUGCGCAAGACACAUGGCUUGGGUUUCCACUCUUAUUUUCACUAAGGAGAAGCAGAACGAUGUACAUUGGAUGCUGAAUUGUAUUAUGUCAUCUGUGGAGCGUGGUACUAUAAAGGAAAACCUGUUUGAGUUUACACCUGAGUUUUACAUGGAAGCCGCUAUCAAUGCGUUUCACGGUCUCAGGCAUUACUUCCAUCCUACAACGUGCUUCAGUGACAUUCCAGAGUCAAGUGACACUCUUCAAAAAAUGGCGGCUUUUUUGUGUACACACUUCAUCGACCAAAGAAUUAUCAAUCCAGAUUUACGGGAUAUUAUCAUACAAGCCUUAGCUGCGUUUGUUUGUUACCCGGACAGUCUGGAAGCGGUGGAGAACAUGUCAGAGACACUGUUGGAAAAGGCUAUCCGAUCCCUCAUGGGUGCUUAUGAUAAGCGAUCGUGGGUGCAAACGACAUGGAUUCUAGUGCGAAUAUGGAAGGGUUGUGGAUUCGCUUUUCGUUACACUAGCUCACCAGAUGUCAUCACACUUGGACUCCCAGAACAAGGUCAGCAACGUGCCAGUCUCCAGCCUCCUCAUCCUUCUAAGAAAUGCCAGCAGCAGUUUGGUCAACUUUGCGUCAAAGACAAUCAACUGGCAAGCGAAUUUCUCAACGGCCUGUUAAAUCAGCUGAACUGGUCAUUUUCAGAGUUUAUUGGAAUGUUGCAAGAGAUCCAACAAGCCACUCAUCAAAUGGAGACAGUUUUGGAUUCACGACAACUGCGAACUUGUGCAGUGUGUUUUGAUUUGACUGUCGGGUUAAUGCGGGUGUUGGAGAUGGUUGCAACAGUUGCUCCGGAAGUCUUUACAGACUGGAAACGGCAGUCCGCUGAGCUGCACAUUGCUCGGCUUUUUCAGCUGCUAACUCAGGUUCUGAAUCGAGUGACGGCCGGUUCAAACCUCUUCGAGAAUGUGACAAGACUUCAUUUACCUGGACUAGAAACUGUCGACCGGUUUCCCAUUCUCGGUGCUGUGACAGGAAUCUUGCUGACUCUGUUGUUGGAUGGCACAAUUGAAAGUAAAGAGAGAGCGACCUCCUCCCUGUUGGCAGAACCCGGUUACAAUCUGGACACCGUCUGCUUUUUGGUUGGAGGCAAAUCAGUCGCUGUUGAAGCUACAAAACCAAAAUUCUCCUUCAGAACAAUGAUAAACAAAGAUGUUACACCCGAGGAGGUUCAACGAGUCGAUGAUCUGGUAUCACAUCUUGAGAGUCAGGGCACAGAGUAUGGGCUCCAAACACAGGAGUCCGUAGACGUUGACGACCUAUGUCCUAUUUGCUGUGCGGUCAAAGUUUCCGUCAGGUUCAUCCCGUGUCUGCACGUGUCAUGCAGAUCCUGUAUCUCUCGCCAUCUUAUGAACAACAAGGAAUGCUUCUUUUGCAAGCACAUCGUUAACGAAUUGGAGGAUAUCACCAGCGAGGAGGCUGUAUAACAGUAGUGAAAUGUAAAAAUUGUAGAAAGAACGUUGCUGAUGUUUAGUACUGAAAUAAAGCUAGUUUUUGGUUUUGA